AUGGGUGAAAAGCUCUCCGGUGCAAAUGCCAGUUCAUUUCGAUCACUUGUAGCUGGCUAUGCUAAAGAUUCGUAUAAUGUUUAUUAUAUGGGUAAAAAGCUCUCCGGUGCAAAUGCCAGUUCAUUUCAAUCACUUGGAGCUGGCUAUGCCAAAGAUUCUCAUGGAACUUAUUUUAUGGGCCAAAGAUAUGUUACAAAAGAAAUUCAAAUUGUUCAAAUGGAAUUAAGUUAG
Messenger RNA from Rotaria sordida, 231 nucleotides. NCBI's taxonomy places the organism in Eukaryota, Metazoa, Rotifera, Eurotatoria, Philodinida, Philodinidae. The record is from the annotation of a GenBank genome assembly.